Molecule: messenger RNA, 333 nt
Organism: Funneliformis caledonium
Lineage: Eukaryota; Fungi; Glomeromycota; Glomeromycetes; Glomerales; Glomeraceae
Source: the annotation of a GenBank genome assembly
AUGACGGAAGUAUCACAGACUACCCCACACUCUACCACAUGGGCGAAGGAAAUAUCUAUUUCAGGCUGGCAAAACGUUGUAAACAACACCAUAUUCCGUAUUCAAGCAAAAAUUCAAGGUUUUAACAAUAUUAGUUGUUCUACACCUUCUUUCAGCGGUCAAAUUUGCUAUCCUCCAAUUCCUGAAAAUGCUUCACCUCCUCCACCUACACCACCUCCGAAGCCUAGAUGUGAUGAAGCUUGUGGUUUAAUUAUUGCAGGUGCUUUAGGAUGUGUUUCAACUAUCAUAGCUGCAAUAUUAGGAUUUUAUAAAGGAUCCCAUGAUAAACCUUAA